AUGGCUCCGAAGCUGCGCACCCGCUCGGCGGUGGACGACGACAGAUCGGCAGCGGACAAGACGCCCAAGGCGAGGAAGGGCGGUGGCAAGGGCGACGGCAGCGGCAAGAAGCGCCCCGCCAACAUGAGCACCGAGAAGGAGACCAACGCCAAGAAGGCCAAGGGUAAGAAGGUCAAGCAGGAGGUCGAGGAGCCCAUGGCCGCGGUGGUCAAGACAGAGAUUGCUGCGGACGUGAAGCCCGCUAAGGAGCCCGUCGCCGACGCUGGAGUGAAUGAGGGGGGCCUCGCCGCGCUGAAGAAGCUCAAGGAGCCGAAGUCCGUGAAGGUCGCCAGGGAGCAGCUCGCGGAGAAGCAGCAGCUCUACAGCUGCCUGUCUUCGACCCUGAAGACGCACGCGCCCUCCUUGCACGAGAAGUACCUGGCAGCCAUGAGCGACGCCGAGCGUCGCUUGUGGCUCACGCGCUUCAUCAUCGACCCGAACAGCGGCGGCUGCAGUGGCUCGACCAAGACG
This is a messenger RNA of Prorocentrum cordatum, 510 nucleotides long. NCBI's taxonomy places the organism in Eukaryota, Dinophyceae, Prorocentrales, Prorocentraceae. The record is from the annotation of a GenBank genome assembly.